AAUGUGAGACUGUAGAUUAAGGUUUAUUGAUGUGAUCUUAACAGAAGUUAUCACACAGGAAUGCUCAAACACAAAACCUCAUCGCACUUUAAAGUCGCUGCAGAUCCUGGAAGUAAAAAUCCACGUCACAUCCAAUACAAUGUUCUCAUAACAAUAACCAUCAUUUUAAUUAUUAUAAAUAUUUCACAAAGAAAAUGUAUACAAAAAAUGAGAAGAAAUUAAGGAAUUAAACUUGUGUAUAAAUUCAACAUACAUUUUAGUAAUAAAAAAAUACAUAUGAUUUACAGAAGUUUAUUUUAUUGUAAAAAGUCAUCAGUUUAAAAUAAAGUCAUUUUAAUGAUUGGUAAAAAACAGAUAAGGAUGAAUAACAGGUAGAAUAGCUGAACCUUACUGCGCAUGCGUAACAGCUCGCGCCCAAACCGGAAAUCAGUUCGGCUAAAUAGAGAAAAAUCUCGAAAUCUGUAUUAGAGAGCAGAUAAUAAAGUUUAGCGGUUUUUCAUUUGAAUUACUUCAGCUCUAUUUCGGAUUAUAGAAACUAAACUACAUUUUAUAUACAUUAAUAUUAAAUAUAAAAUUAGCUAAAGCGCGCGCUAGCUCUUCAGCAGCCAUUUAGAAUAAAGAUUAGCUUAGCAUAGCUCAAUGUGGCAGCAGUGGAACACACACGGCCUCCAGGUGCAUCAAACCGAAGCGACUGAUACAACAGAAAGCGGACAAUUUCUCAGUUUUGCAAAGCGGUCGCGGGAAGUGCACAGGCGCUCUUCUGUUCCGCUGUGUGUCCCUGCUCGAGAUCUUCAUUUCUCUCCGUCAGUCCAUCAGUGUGGUGAUGAGUUUUGGGAGAAGGUCCACAGAUACCCAAGCGAGAAGGCAGACUAUUACGACUUGUACUGCGAAGAUGCGUUUAACAUGUUCUCCAGAGAACCUGCUGAGAUGGUGUGUACAGGAGGGAGAGGGGUGAGGAAAGAGAACCUCUCCGUGUACACACUUCCAUCUCCGACUCAGCUGAUAAGCAGAAGAAAGAAGGGAGGACGAGUGCAGAGAGGAGACACAGCACAGAGACAAGCAGCUGCAGUGAUGCAGCACAUUGGGGACCUGCGGAGGAAACAGAGUGCCAUAGAGGAGAUGAAGAAGGAAAAGUGGUGGGGUUCGACACUGCAUAACACUCCAGAAAACAGCUGCUCUGUAGACGUUGGGAAUCUGACUCCUCCUGAGACUCAGUGGAGUUUGAAUCUGUCUCCGUCUCAUACAGACACUCAGUACACUGCUCCGAGUCGAACACACCUGAACCCCAGCAGCGUUACUCCACAGGUGUUUGGUGGCUAUAAGGAGAUAAUGGAUCUUGCUCCUGGUGGAAACCCCAUGAUGUCGUUUGUGGUGACAGGAACAGCACACAGAGAGGCUCAGAGGAACUGGGACAUGUCCCCUCUGGACACACCUCCUCUGGAGAUGUCUUAUCUAGACACACCGUAUCUGUCUCACACUCAAUUCUGGGGUUUCCCUUCUGUUAUCUAGGAUUUACAUUUUUUAUGAUAUAUUUAUCGUUCCUGUUCUUUUCCUUCUGAUUAGUUAUCCUUAGUGUUUCCUGUUUGUCCUACACAGUUUAUUAACAUUCAUAUACAGCACAUUAGUUUUUAUUCAAUACGUUUUUUUCCUUUUUAUGAUGAAAUGUUAUUGAAUAAAAGAAUAAUUCAGUUUGUUGUUAUAUCAUCUUAUAAAUAUCUGUACACACAGGUUUAUCUUCAGACGUUCUUUUGUAUGUUAUAAAUAAAUGUAUGAAUCAAAAUAAAAGUAUAUUUACAGUAGUCGAUU
Silurus meridionalis is the source of this 1806-nucleotide messenger RNA. Its product is annotated as protein INCA1-like. The coding region runs from base 640 to 1509 and encodes 289 amino acids. NCBI's taxonomy places the organism in Eukaryota, Metazoa, Chordata, Actinopteri, Siluriformes, Siluridae. The record is from RefSeq and is a predicted model, not a curated record. The transcript has 6 exons.